CCAUCUUAUUGGAAAAAAAAAUGAAAUUAUGUAUGGCAAUAAUUGUUUGAUAUAGAUAAAGAAAUAAAAUAAACAAAUAAACAUUGAGCCGCUUUAAUUAAAUUUAAUAAAAAUUGUGUUCUAACCGAACUUUUGCCACGCGCCGCGAAGCUUCAGAUCGCCGAAAACAAGGGAUUUGUGUGGACUAUAAGGUGCCCAUUUGAGGUCCGUGUUGCUAACGCGCUCAAUCCGCGCGUAUGAUUUAUAAGUGGGCCGGAAUCAUUCUAUUCUUAUAGAGACUGGGCUUUGACAAAACAAACCCACGUAUCUACAUGCAGUUUUUCAUACAUAUACAUAUACAUAUAUAUAUAUAUAUAUGUUACAAUUUAGAUCGGGUUGUGCAUAUGUAUAGUAUUAGAUUAGAUAAUACAGGCAGAUUUACUAAUUUUUUACAGCUAAUUAUAUUUUGCAUAUAAAAACUCUAAACUCUAAAAUAUAAAAAGAAAAAGAAGAUUACACUGUAUAACUUGAAAAAAAAAAUGUCAUGUAACCAAAAUCGUAACACAAAAAUAUAGCUUCAAUAAUUUCAGUAUGAUUCUACUAAUUUUUCCGACACUAUAUUAUACAAUACCUUAAUCUUAUUUUAUUCUCAAAGGCUAAAACCCAUUUGUAACGUUGACUUGACUUAACGAUCUGAGCGUCCGUACAACGCUACGCGUUGAUCCAACACACAGCAAACAUGACGCAUAUAAAUGUCGUCCGACCAACCUCCGACCAUAACACACAGAUGGCAAACUGGACAGAGCUCCCGCCGGAGAUUCUGGUCUCAAUCGCCAACCGCUUUGUUGGCGAUGAUCCUUUCGACGUCACACGUUUCCGCUCUGUCUGCCGUUCAUGGCGUUUCUCUGUCCCUCGCCGGAAAUCUUCGCCGGAUCUUCCUCUCCGCCUCCCCGUCUGGUUCUCACCUCGUCAAAACGCCCCUCCUCCUGGACAUUUCAAGCUCACUCGGCGCACCAUCUAUGCCGUCGAGCAAGUAAUGGUGAACAACCAAGUUCCAUGUCCAAAAUGGCUACUCAAGCUACAAGAAAUCACUCCGGGGAAGAUGCGUCUUUCGCCGCUCCUCGCCAGCUACCAAAUCUGCCAUCCGCCGGAAAUGUUUCCCAGGAUCCUGGAUCUGUCGAAUCUUCGUGUCUCGACAAUCAGCAGAGGAUAUGAUCUCAAUUACAUGCCAGAAAGAGGCGUGAGUCUCUCCUUCUGCGGCGAUUAUUACUCGCUUCAAGCCGAGAGGGUGGCAAUCUCCGCGAAAUCUGGCGAAGAUUUCGCCAUCAUGGCGAUACAUAGCGGAGGAAAUCUCGCUUUCAUGAAGGCCAGAGAUGAGAGAUGGACUGAUGUAGAUGGCCAAACCACCCGCUACGAUGAUAUCAUCUACCACGAUGACAAAUUCUACGCCGUUGAUUGGAUGGGGAAGACCUUUACCAUUGAUUCCCGAUUCGAAUUCCAUCCUCAUGAACUUGCCCAAGUGCCUGGAGAAGGAUCUAAGAAACAUCUGGUAGAGUCGAAGUCGACAGAUGAUUUGCUGAUGGUCGACAAGUACAUGGACGAUGUUUCAGGGGAAGACUUCACCACGAAAACGGUACAACUCAAGGUUUACAGGCUGAAAAAAGAGUUGCAGAGAUGGGAGGAAGUGGAAAACUUGGGAGACGAAUCACUGUUCCUCGGCGAUGACUGUUCCUUCUCUGUCAUGGCAGAAGAUCUUCCAGGUCUCAAAAGCAACUGCAUAUUUUUCAAAGAUCGUCGCUUUAGUAGAUACAACUACAAUCCUGAUUCACUUAGACAGGUUCUAAGCGAUGAUAUCGGUGUUUUCACCUUGGAUGAUAAGUGUAUUCGUCCUCUUACCGCCUACAUAGAGAUUUGCCUCUUGUUCUGGCCGCCAUCAACAAUGGGUCUCAAGCUCUGCUUCCAAAAUCAACAGCCAUGCGAGUUCUCGAGAGUUGAGCUCUAGAAAUGGCUCUUUGUAUCUUUGUGACAGUGUGUGUGUGUGUAUGUUCUUCAUAAGAAAGCUUCAAUCUGUUUCACUUGAAUCCAGAGAUGAGACGUUUAUA
Messenger RNA from Tarenaya hassleriana, 2081 nucleotides. Its product is annotated as putative F-box protein At5g60060. Bases 719 to 1981 code for a protein of 420 amino acids. Gene Ontology annotation, molecular function: protein binding. The transcript has a single exon. The record is from RefSeq and is a predicted model, not a curated record. NCBI's taxonomy places the organism in Eukaryota, Viridiplantae, Streptophyta, Magnoliopsida, Brassicales, Cleomaceae.